CACCUGGACUUUGGGAUCAUAAUUUUCUGGUUUGCUAUUUAAGCUGCAGAACCUCACCAGCUGAACACAAGCGCUGCCAAGUGGACUUGCAGAUACACUUGCAAACUCAGGUCGAACAGCCAUGAAGGUCAUUGUUGUGCUCGUCCUAGCUGUUUUCAGCGGCUGUCAUGCCAAUCUCUUCUACGCUGAUGCACCCAAGCCACAGCUGGAAGUGCUGACUGAUGCAUUCUGGGACUAUGUUUCCAAAGCCACCCAGACAGCUGAUGAGACGGUUCAGAUGAUCAGGAAAUCUCAGUUUGGACAGGACGUCAGUGCUCGUCUGACUGAGAGCGCAGACGUGGCCAGCAAGUAUGCAGUCACCCUCCAGGAGCAGCUUCCCCUUGCAGCCCAGGACCUGAUCACCAAAGUCACCACAGAGGCUGACGUGCUGAGAGAGCGUUUGAACCAGGAUCUCAGCACUGUCAAGGACAAACUGGAGCCCUACACCGAGGACAUGAAGGCCCAGAUCCAGCAGAGAGUGGAACAGCUCAAACAGGAGCUGGCCACCUACGCAGACACCCUGGACGCUGAGGCCCUGAGGACCACCCUGCUGCAGAAGAGCGAGGAGCUGAAGACCAACCUGGAUCAGAGUGUGAUGGAUCUGCAGGCUCAGCUGGGGCCCUACACUGAUGACCUGAAGCAGAAGGUGGACCAGCACCUGCAGGACUUCAAGGAGCGUAUGGUGCCUGUGACUGAGAAGGUUCAGAGUGAGCUGUCCCAGAGAGCCCAGCAGGUGAAAGAACUGGCCACCCCCUACGUUGAUGAGCUGAGGGAAAAGCUGGACCCCUACGCCCAGGACCUCCAGACUCGUCUCACCUCGCUCUUCGAGUCCUUUGUCAAAGCCAAAUUGGGCUUGCUGCACCUGAGUGUCCCCAAGCCUGAGCAUGCCCGUCCUGUAAUGCUGACACCUUAUUUACACAACAGGUAUCUGUCUCUACCAACAAUGAAGGCUGUAGCUCUGAUCCUUGCUCUGGCAGUCAUCACUGGCUGCAAUGCUCGUGCUGUGCGUCAGGCUGAUGCCACCCCAGCCCGCUGGGAGGACACUGUGGAUCGUUUCUGGCAGUAUAUCUCUGAACUGAACCAAAAAGCCGAUGGGGUCGUGCAGGACAUCAAGGCCUCACAGCUCAGCAGGGAGCUAGACACACUGAUCACUGACACCAUGGCAGAGCUGGCAACGUACAGAGAUGACAUCCAGACCAAGCUGAGCCCCUACACUGAGAGCUCCACUGGCCAGCUCACUCAGGACCUGCAGCUUCUGGCCAACAAACUCCAGCAGGAUAUGCUGGAUGCCAAGGAGCGCAGCACUCAGUAUGUGGGUGAGCUCAAGACCAUGGUGGAGCAGAAUGCCGAUGAUGUCCACAGCCGCAUCAAUGCCUACACCCACAAGCUGAAGAAGCGCCUGAACAAGGACACAGAGGAAAUUCGCAACACUGUGGCCACCUACCUUGGUGAGCUCCAAUCCCGCACCUCCCAGAACCUGGACACUGUGAAGGACCAUGUUGAGCCCUAUGUCCAACAGGCCAGCGACUCCGCCACCAAGAAGCUGAGUGACAUCUCCUCCAUCCUGAAGACACAGGCUGAGGGCUUGGGCCAGCAGCUGGAGACUCAGGCCGAGGGCCUCAAGACCCAGUUGGAGUCCACCGCCCAGGACCUGCGCACCUCCCUGGAAGGCAAGAUUGACGAGCUGACCGAGAUUUUCUCCCCCUAUGCCGCCCAGUUCCGUGAGCAGGUUGAGAACAUCAUGGACAAGGUUAAGGAGACUGCCACCGCAUAA
Molecule: messenger RNA, 1813 nt
Organism: Micropterus salmoides (largemouth bass)
Lineage: Eukaryota; Metazoa; Chordata; Actinopteri; Centrarchiformes; Centrarchidae
Product: apolipoprotein A-IV-like
Exons: 9
Coding region: 122-1813 (563 amino acids)
Biological process (GO): cholesterol catabolic process; negative regulation of neuron apoptotic process; lipoprotein catabolic process
Cellular component (GO): extracellular region; intermediate-density lipoprotein particle
Molecular function (GO): lipid binding
Source: RefSeq, a predicted model, not a curated record